Messenger RNA from Rhopalosiphum padi (bird cherry-oat aphid), 1631 nucleotides. RefSeq names its product MOB kinase activator-like 1 (gene mats). The transcript is spliced from 4 exons. The record is from RefSeq and is a predicted model, not a curated record. Bases 359 to 1012 code for a protein of 217 amino acids. Gene Ontology annotation, biological process: positive regulation of protein phosphorylation; hippo signaling. Gene Ontology annotation, molecular function: protein kinase activator activity. NCBI's taxonomy places the organism in Eukaryota, Metazoa, Arthropoda, Insecta, Hemiptera, Aphididae. Gene Ontology annotation, cellular component: cytoplasm; nucleus.
UAGUUUUAUAGGUUUUUUUUUGUUGUUGCAACUCUUUUCCGAGUAAAAAUAAUAAUAAUAUUCUAGUCGUUAACAUCUGAAUUAAUGCAUAUCGAUAUCGAGUUUGACUAGUGUAAGUCUUGCAAAGUUGCAAAGCAGUAACGCAGUCGACGAAUUAAGUAUUUUCUUUUGUUUUUUUUUGUUGUCUUAAUAUUUUUAUCCUUUUCCACGGACAUCGUUCGUUUUUGUUGUCUGGUAUACCAUACCAGUGAUUGUUUUUGUGCAGAGGUAGUUGGUAAAUGUUCGCAUUGUUACGAAAGGGUAUUCAUCGCGAUCGUUUGUCAAGAGACGUUCGGUUUAUGUUCUAGGCCAAUUCAUAAUGAGCUUCCUAUUUGGAGGCAGAUCAUCAAAGACUUUUAAACCUAAGAAGAAUAUACCAGAAGGUACACACCAAUACGAUCUAAUGAAGCACGCAGCAGCCACUCUUGGUUCGGGCAAUCUGAGAUUGGCCGUACUACUACCAGAAGGCGAAGAUCUCAAUGAAUGGGUUGCCGUCAACACUGUUGAUUUUUUCAAUCAAAUAAACAUGUUAUACGGUACAAUAACGGAAUUCUGCACUGAGGAAAGUUGUUCUAUAAUGUCUGCUGGACCCAAAUACGAAUAUCAUUGGGCAGAUGGCCUGACGGUUAAGAAACCUAUUAAGUGUUCUGCUCCAAAAUACAUUGAUUAUUUGAUGACUUGGGUUCAGGAUCAAUUGGAUGACGAAACAUUGUUCCCUUCAAAAAUCGGUGUCCCAUUUCCUAAGAACUUCUUAUCGAUUGCUAAGACAAUACUUAAACGGUUAUUUAGGGUGUAUGCUCAUAUAUAUCAUACACAUUUCGAUUCAAUUGUUACACUAGGCGAGGAAGCACAUCUCAACACAUCGUUCAAGCAUUUUAUUUACUUUGUUCAGGAAUUUGUACUAAUUGAUCGAAGAGAAUUGGCUCCAUUACAAGACUACAUUGAUAAAUUGGCUGGCAGAGAAACUAGAUAAGUGAUUUACGGUGCUUUAUGAAGAAUUGGACUUAGCACAAUGAAGUUUAUAGCUUUAAUUUUUCUGAUGUGAUAACUUAUUUUUUUAUUAAAAAAAUAGUUCACAUACACAAACACACCUAUAUAAAAAUUAAAAAUUAGGAAGUUAGUAAAUUGGCAUUCAUUUUAUGUACAAACAAUUAUAUUUUUAUGUAAUAUUAUUUAUCAAUGCUAUAAUGCUAAUCAUUGAUGUUAAGCACUAUUCUGUGUAUUGUCUAGACAAUCUUCCACCAAAGAAAAUCCAUUUAAGUAUAGUUUACAGUUUUACUACUAUUUUGUACGAUUUUAUAAUAGAAUUACUAAUAUAUAUAUAUUAUUAUAUUAUAAAUGACUAAUAUACAUUAAUUAUUUAUUUUUAGUAUAUACAGUGUGCCAGAAUAGUAAUUACUGUAUGUAGAAACUUUGAACAAAAUUACCAGAACAACGAAAUAUUUAUUUUUAAUGUAAUUUUACUCUAUUAUAUUGCAUUAAGGCAAUCAUAUUUUAUAGCGUUAUUGCUUUUAUACUUAAUAUCUAAACAGUAACUAUUGUUGGUGCACUUGUGAUAAAUAUAUGACAAAAAAAAACAGUUUACUGUAUAA